GUAUCACCCCUGAAUUUGUGUAUCUGGUGUUGAUUCCGACACACCCUCAAAAAUUACAAGUGACAGCUGCUUUCCCGUUAUUUCCUUUACCACUACCUUCUCAAAAGCGUUGAUGCUGUGCAUAUAUGGGUGAUCGACUUUAUACGAAUCGCACAACGUUAAUCUCAUUCUGUCUCGGAUUCUCGGGAAGUGCACUUGGAUUAGCGACUGCGCAAUGGGGAUUCCAAAACCACAUGGACGAACAAUUGUCGACAUGGCGCGAAGCCAUGCUACACAUGCGACGAAGACUUGAGAUUGGCGGCGGUGUUCCUUACCUUUUGCGUGACGAGGAAUUUGUGGCAUAUUGGGGUCAGCGUCCUAUGCCUCGAUAUCGAAGACGCGAAGCCCAACGUGAUGCAUUUAAACGAUGUUUGCAGCACGAAUGGAACUGUGGUGUACGCGCUACAGCAACUUCCUUGAGCAAUCUGCUUGCUAGACGCUAUGAAAAAUGAUCCAAGCCCGAAAAGCAAUGAUUUCAAUGUACAUUUUAUAAUAUCUAGUCUUCUUUGCUAGCUUGUACUAUAAUACUCCUAAAAGCAAAUGUAAAAUUAUACAUUUCACGACCCUCUCCUCCCGCCUCUUUAUGGUAAUCAUAGUAUUACCAGAGCCAUCCUCCUGGAAUGAUAAUUACAAGUGAUUAUCUAUCUAUAAUAAACUUCUCUAUUUGCUGAUUUCGG
This is a messenger RNA of Zychaea mexicana, 716 nucleotides long. RefSeq lists its product as uncharacterized. The coding region runs from base 126 to 491 and encodes 121 amino acids. The record is from RefSeq and is a predicted model, not a curated record. The transcript is spliced from 2 exons. NCBI's taxonomy places the organism in Eukaryota, Fungi, Mucoromycota, Mucoromycetes, Mucorales, Lichtheimiaceae.